This is a messenger RNA of Danaus chrysippus (African queen), 1314 nucleotides long. NCBI's taxonomy places the organism in Eukaryota, Metazoa, Arthropoda, Insecta, Lepidoptera, Nymphalidae. The record is from the annotation of a GenBank genome assembly.
AUGGAAUCGCCUCAUGUAUCAAUAUUAGAAGAUCCGACAAUACACCUGCACGUCAAAUCCUGCCUCCCAAUAACUAUAAAUGCAGCUGAUCACCUGCCAAAAUCAAUUUGUGAAUCAUGUACAUCCCAAUUGAAUGAUUUUUACAAUUUCCAAUUAAACGCGCGAUGUUCGCAGGAUUGGUUGGAAACAUCGCUUCAAGAAAAGACAAGAAAGACAAACGAAAUAAAAACUUAUGUACAACCUCUGCCUGACUCAGAAUAUAAUUCUGAUUCCCUUUUAGAGUUCCUAAAUAACACGGUUAACAUUGAUGAAUAUCUCAAUAAUCUAGGUAAAGAAGACAUACCUGGUAUUGUGAAUAUGUUGGACAGAACUGUCGGCCCUGAUUACAAAAUGAAUAACAAAUUAAACAAGGCAUCUAGUCCAAAAAAGAAAGAGUCACCAAGUAAAACCAAAAAACCUAUAAAAAUGGACAUAGAUAUCCUAGACUCUGAUAUAGAAGUUGUGGAAGAAUUAUUAAAGAAGGAAAUUGAGCCAAAGAGGAGGAAUAUAGACAAACAAUAUUCAUGUUUUGCAUGUAAUACCAAAGAAGAUAAUAUAAAGAAACUUUCUCACCAUUUAAGUAUAUGUGACAAUGCAUUACGUACUUGUGUACACUGUGGUGUUUUGUUUGACUCAAAGCAAAAGAUGCGACAACACUUACUGAGUCAUAGUGUGUUGACACCAUUAACAUGCAACUGUGGACAACAAUUUGAUACUAAAGAGAGGCUAUUAGCUCACUGUAGGAAGUGUGAAAUAGAUCACAUUUCAUCCAUGGGUUUUCUAUAUUCUUGUAAACAGUGUGGAGAGACCUUCAGUGAGAGAUUCCCACUUUAUAAACACGCCAAAGAUCACAUACAGAAAUCACAAGAGAGAAUUUGUGAUGUGUGUGGACACACCUUUAUUGGCAAUGAAGCUUUGUUAAAGCAUAGGAAAGAAGAACAUGAGAAGGCUGAGAAGGUUUCCUACAGAUGCAAAGUAUGCAGUUUCUCUACAUCCGACCGAAAAUUAAUUUACAGUCAUGUACAGAAGCAUACAGAAAUAAAAGAGCCCAAUCGUCAUUUGUGUGAAUUGUGUGGCCGGAGAUUCGCCACUCACGCCACAUUGCAAAGGCACUCAUCAAAGCAUGCUUCAAAUAUUUCCAAAUGCCACAUUUGCCACAAACAGUUUGCAGAUUUAAAAUCAAAGGAGGAACAUUUAUUGGAACAUGUAAAGAUUGUCAUGUGUGAAAAAUGUGGUCAAACUGUUAAAAAUUUAGAUAAACAUCAGUGUACAUAA